Messenger RNA from Xyrichtys novacula (pearly razorfish), 4605 nucleotides. The record is from the annotation of a GenBank genome assembly. Lineage: Eukaryota; Metazoa; Chordata; Actinopteri; Labriformes; Labridae.
AUGGAACAAGAAAUGGAAAGACGUCAAUUCAAAUUGGCCCAAGUACAGGCCUGUCAGCCAGAAGAUAGCAGGCCCACCAGGAAAUGGACAGGACAUGACCGUGAAUGGUGGUUCGAGGGUUGGCCAAAGAGCUGGUUAGAACCUGAACAAAGUUCUAACCAGCUAUUUGAGGAUUGUCAGCCAGAAGAUAGCAGGCCCACCAGGAAAUGGACAGGACAUGACCGUGAAUGGUGGUUCGAGGGUUGGCCAAAGAGCUGGUUAGAACCUGAACAAAGUUCUAACCAGAUAUUUGAGGAUUGUCAGCCAGAAGAUAGCAGGCCCACCAGGAAAUGGACAGGUCAUGACCGUGAAUGGUGGUUCGAGGGUUGGCCAAAGAGCUGGUUAGAACCUGCACAAAGUUCUAACCAGAUAUUUGAGGAUUGUCAGCCAGAAGAUAGCAGGCCCACAGAGAAAUGGUCAGGACACGACCGUGAAUGGUGGUUCGAGGGUUGGCCAAAGAGCUGGUUAGAACCUGAACAAAGUUCUAACCAGAUAUUUGAGGAUUGUCAGCCAGAAGAUAGCAGGCCCACCAGGAAAUGGACAGGACAUGACCGUGAAUGGUGGUUCGAGGGUUGGCCAAAGAGCUGGUUAGAACCUGAACAAAGUUCUAACCAGAUAUUUGAGGAUUGUCAGCCAGAAGAUAGCAGGCCCACCAGGAAAUGGACAGGACAUGACCGUGAAUGGUGGUUCGAGGGUUGGCCAAAGAGCUGGUUAGAACCUGAACAGAGUUCUAACCAGAUAUUUGAGGAUUGUCAGCCAGAAGAUAGCAGGCCCACAGAGAAAUGGUCAGGACAUGACCGUGAAUGGUGGUUCGAGGGUUGGCCAAAGAGCUGGUUAGAACCUGAACAGAGUUCUAACCAGAUAUUUGAGGAUUGUCAGCCAGAAGAUAGCAGGCCCACAGAGAAAUGGUCGGGACAUGACCGUGAAUGGUGGUUCGAGGGUUGGCCAAAGAGCUGGUUAGAACCUGCACAAAGUUCUAACCAGAUAUUUGAGGAUUGUCAGCGAGAAGAUAGCAGGCCCACAGAAGAAUGGACAGGACAUGACUGUGAAUGGUGGUUCGAGGGUUGGCCAAAGAGCUGGUUAGAACCUGAACAAAGUUCUAACCAGAUAUUUGAGGAUUGUAAGCCAGAAGAUAGCAGGCCCACCAGGAAAUGGACAGGACAUGACCGUGAAUGGUGGUUCGAGGGUUGGCCAAAGAGCUGGUUAGAACCUGAACAAAGUUCUAACCAGAUAUUUGAGGAUUGUCAGCCAGAAGAUAGCAGGCCCACAGAGAAAUGGUCAGGACAUGACCGUGAAUGGUGGUUCGAGGGUUGGCCAAAGAGCUGGUUAGAACCUGAACAAAGUUCUAACCAGAUAUUUGAGGAUUGUCAGCCAGAAGAUAGCAGGCCCACAGAGAAAUGGUCAGGACAUGACCGUGAAUGGUGGUUCGAGGGUUGGCCAAAGAGCUGGUUAGAACCUGCACAAAGUUCUAACCAGAUAUUUGAGGAUUGUCAGCAAGAAGAUAGCAGGCCCACAGAAGAAUGGACAGGACAUGACCGUGAAUGGUGGUUCGAGGGUUGGCCAAAGAGCUGGUUAGAACCUGAACAAAGUUCUAACCAGAUAUUUGAGGAUUGUCAGCCAGAAGAUAGCAGGCCCACCAGGAAAUGGACAGGACAUGACCGUGAAUGGUGGUUCGAGGGUUGGCCAAAGAGCUGGUUAGAACCUGAACAAAGUUCUAACCAGCUAUUUGAGGAUUGUCAGCCAGAAGAUAGCAGGCCCACCAGGAAAUGGACAGGACAUGACCGUGAAUGGUGGUUCGAGGGUUGGCCAAAGAGCUGGUUAGAACCUGCACAAAGUUCUAACCAGAUAUUUGAGGAUUGUCAGCCAGAAGAUAGCAGGCCCACAGAGAAAUGGUCAGGACAUGACCGUGAAUGGUGGUUCGAGGGUUGGCCAAAGAGCUGGUUAGAACCUGCACAAAGUUCUAACCAGAUAUUUGAGGAUUGUCAGCAAGAAGAUAGCAGGCCCACAGAAGAAUGGACAGGAAAUGACCGUGAAUGGUGGUUCGAGGGUUGGCCAAAGAGCUGGUUAGAACCUGAACAAAGUUCUAACCAGAUAUUUGAGGAUUGUCAGCCAGAAGAUAGCAGGCCCACCAGGAAAUGGACAGGACAUGACCGUGAAUGGUGGUCCGAGGGUUGGCCAAAGAGCUGGUUAGAACCUGAACAAAGUUCUAACCAGAUAUUUGAGGAUUGUCAGCCAGAAGAUAGCAGGCCCACCAGGAAAUGGACAGGACAUGACCGUGAAUAGUGGUUCGAGGGUUGGCCAAAGAGCUGGUUAGAACCUGAACAGAGUUCUAACCAGAUAUUUGAGGAUUGUCAGCCAGAAGAUAGCAGGCCCACAGAGAAAUGGUCAGGACAUGACCGUGAAUGGUGGUUCGAGGGUUGGCCAAAGAGCUGGUUAGAACCUGAACAGAGUUCUAACCAGAUAUUUGAGGAUUGUCAGCCAGAAGAUAGCAGGCCCACAGAGAAAUGGUCAGGACAUGACCGUGAAUGGUGGUUCGAGGGUUGGCCAAAGAGCUGGUUAGAACCUGCACAAAGUUCUAACCAGAUAUUUGAGGAUUGUCAGCGAGAAGAUAGCAGGCCCACAGAAGAAUGGACAGGACAUGACUGUGAAUGGUGGUUCGAGGGUUGGCCAAAGAGCUGGUUAGAACCUGAACAAAGUUCUAACCAGAUAUUUGAGGAUUGUAAGCCAGAAGAUAGCAGGCCCACCAGGAAAUGGACAGGACAUGACCGUGAAUGGUGGUCCGAGGGUUGGCCAAAGAGCUGGUUAGAACCUGAACAAAGUUCUAACCAGCUAUUUGAGGAUUGUCAGCCAGAAGAUAGCAGGCCCACCAGGAAAUGGACAGGACAUGACCGUGAAUGGUGGUUCGAGGGUUGGCCAAAGAGCUGGUUAGAACCUGAACAAAGUUCUAACCAGAUAUUUGAGGAUUGUCAGCCAGAAGAUAGCAGGCCCACCAGGAAAUGGACAGGUCAUGACCGUGAAUGGUGGUUCGAGGGUUGGCCAAAGAGCUGGUUAGAACCUGCACAAAGUUCUAACCAGAUAUUUGAGGAUUGUCAGCCAGAAGAUAGCAGGCCCACAGAGAAAUGGUCAGGACACGACCGUGAAUGGUGGUUCGAGGGUUGGCCAAAGAGCUGGUUAGAACCUGAACAAAGUUCUAACCAGAUAUUUGAGGAUUGUCAGCCAGAAGAUAGCAGGCCCACCAGGAAAUGGACAGGACAUGACCGUGAAUGGUGGUCCGAGGGUUGGCCAAAGAGCUGGUUAGAACCUGAACAAAGUUCUAACCAGAUAUUUGAGGAUUGUCAGCCAGAAGAUAGCAGGCCCACCAGGAAAUGGACAGGACAUGACCGUGAAUGGUGGUUCGAGGGUUGGCCAAAGAGCUGGUUAGAACCUGAACAGAGUUCUAACCAGAUAUUUGAGGAUUGUCAGCCAGAAGAUAGCAGGCCCACAGAGAAAUGGUCAGGACAUGACCGUGAAUGGUGGUUCGAGGGUUGGCCAAAGAGCUGGUUAGAACCUGAACAGAGUUCUAACCAGAUAUUUGAGGAUUGUCAGCCAGAAGAUAGCAGGCCCACAGAGAAAUGGUCAGGACAUGACCGUGAAUGGUGGUUCGAGGGUUGGCCAAAGAGCUGGUUAGAACCUGCACAAAGUUCUAACCAGAUAUUUGAGGAUUGUCAGCGAGAAGAUAGCAGGCCCACAGAAGAAUGGACAGGACAUGACUGUGAAUGGUGGUUCGAGGGUUGGCCAAAGAGCUGGUUAGAACCUGAACAAAGUUCUAACCAGAUAUUUAAGGAUUGUAAGCCAGAAGAUAGCAGGCCCACCAGGAAAUGGACAGGACAUGACCGUGAAUGGUGGUUCGAGGGUUGGCCAAAGAGCUGGUUAGAACCUGAACAAAGUUCUAACCAGAUAUUUGAGGAUUGUCAGCCAGAAGAUAGCAGGCCCACCAGGAAAUGGACAGGACAUGACCGUGAAUGGUGGUUCGAGGGUUGGCCAAAGAGCUGGUUAGAACCUGAACAGAGUUCUAACCAGAUAUUUGAGGAUUGUCAGCCAGAAGAUAGCAGGCCCACAGAGAAAUGGUCAGGACAUGACCGUGAAUGGUGGUUCGAGGGUUGGCCAAAGAGCUGGUUAGAACCUGCACAAAGUUCUAACCAGAUAUUUGAGGAUUGUCAGCAAGAAGAUAGCAGGCCCACAGAAGAAUGGACAGGACAUGACCGUGAAUGGUGGUUCGAGGGUUGGCCAAAGAGCUGGUUAGAACCUGAACAAAGUUCUAACCAGAUAUUUGAGGAUUGUCAGCCAGAAGAUAGCAGGCCCACCAGGAAAUGGACAGGACAUGACCGUGAAUGGUGGUUCGAGGGUUGGCCAAAGAGCUGGUUAGAACCUGAACAAAGUUCUAACCAGCUAUUUGAGGAUUGUCAGCCAGAAGAUAGCAGGCCCACCAGGAAAUGGACAGGACAUGACCGUAAAUGGUGGUUCGAGGGUUGGCCAAAGAGCUGGUUAGAACCUGAACAAAGUUCGAACCAGCUAUUUGAGGAUUAG